This is a messenger RNA of Volvox carteri f. nagariensis, 1944 nucleotides long. Its product is annotated as pathogenesis-related protein 1-like protein. The transcript has 7 exons. The record is from RefSeq and is a predicted model, not a curated record. Lineage: Eukaryota; Viridiplantae; Chlorophyta; Chlorophyceae; Chlamydomonadales; Volvocaceae. Bases 1 to 1944 code for a protein of 647 amino acids.
AUGCACGGCGUCUUAUUACAAUACGGCGCAGCGGCGGCAGCGCGGUCACCGUUGCCGCAGCAGCAGCGGCCCCGACAGCAGCAGUCGCGCAUCCGCCGUGUCAUUGCGUCUCCAUUAGCGCUCCUCCUGUCGGCCCUGCUGCCUCAGCUUCUGCUGUCGCCUGUUCCUUCACACGCAUCGCUGCUGCAGCAGCCGGGAGAGGAAUUGUUGGGAGAGCAGGGCGCGUCGCGCGCGAUGGAGCGCGCCCUUCAGGUGGCUUCUUUUUGCCCUACUCCCAUACGAGGCUGCAAGCGCUUCUUCAACACCACCAAACCAAUCUUUUGCGAAAACCUUGCCUGGAGCUUUACGAUGACGCUUGAAGACAUCCUGAGGUACAACCCGGGAAUCUAUUGCCAGCAGCGAAUUCCUGCGGGGUGCACCGUCUGCAUCGGCAUCGUGGCCUUGUUUCCCCCGCCGCCGCCACCGCCGCCGCCGCCGCCACCCAGCCCCAGCCCUCCGCCUUCGCCACCAUCGCCUCGCCCGCCGCGGCCGCCGCCGCCAUCACCACCACCGUCGCCUCGCCCGCCGCGGCCGCCGCCACCACCGCCACAAAAACCACCAUCACCAACUCCAAGACCGCCGCCAAGGCCACGCCGACCGCCACCAUCACCGCCGCCACCAUCACUGCCGCCGCCACCACCGCCGCCACCGCCGCCGCCACCGCCACCACGGCCUCGGUCGCCGCCGCCACCCAAGAGGUCUCCGCCAUCCCCACGUCCCCCCUCACCACCGCCGCGGCCGCCACCGCCACAGCCGCCGCUGCCGCCACCGCUACCGCCGAAAAAGCGGCCACCACCACCACCACCACGUCCACCAUCGCCCCCACCGCGGCCGCCGCCAUCACCGCUCCCGCCGCCUCCACCGCCCCCACCGCCGCCGCCGCCCCCACCGCGACCUCCGCCGCCACCUUCACCUAAGCCGCCUUCCCCACGGCCACCUUCGCCUAAGCCGCCCUCCCCUCGGCCUCCAUCUCCGCGACCGCCAUCUCCUCGUCCACCUUCACCACCACCGCCACGGCCGCCACCGUCACCGCCACCACCGAAACAGAGAUCACCACCGCCGCGGCCACCACCACCGCCACCAUUACAGCCACCACCACCACCACCGCCACCACCACCACCACCGCCGCCACCGCCACCACCACCACCGCCGCCGCCGCCGCCGCCACCGCCACCACCGCCGCCACCGCCACCACAACCUCGCCGGCGAAUUUCCAAGCCGCCUCCCCCAAAACCACCAUCUCCCAACCCCCCUCCCUCUACCCUCCCAAGAAGUAAUGCCGUCAUGAAGCCGCCGCCUCCUAAGACUACCUUUAGACGGCAGAUGUCCCAAAACGAAACAUUCCCCCCAGCUCCCCUAACCCUUUCAACGACUACCAAUAAUCCAAGCGACCCGUCCAGCCCAUGGUACGUGGAUGUACAGGCCACGCUAGCCCGCCAUAACCAGUAUCGAUCAUGGCACCAGGCGCCGGCCCUGGCCUGGAGCUCAAGGCUACAGUCGGCUGCCCAAGAGUGGGCGGAUAACUGCCAGUUCAAGCACAGCGGGUCAUUGUACGGCGAAAAUCUGGCGUUCGGCCAAGAGAACAUUAUCGCCACCAUCGAUGGGUGGUAUGCUGAGUCCGGAGAGUACGACUUCAACAACCCGGGAUUCUCUUCAGCCACGGGCCAGUUCACUCAGCUCGUGUGGGCGCGGACCACCCUUGUGGGCUGCGCCAUCGGUGUGUGCCCCAACGGGGUGUCGUACCUGGGCGGCCAGUGGUUCGGCAAGCUGUACGUCUGUAUGUAUUGGCUGCCAGGGAAUUAUGCCGACCAGUUCACCCACAACGUACUGCCCAAGGUCGAGGGACGCCGACCGUGGAUGGGUGUCACGCAGCAGGAGGACGGACGAGGGGCUAUACGAAGCUGA